UCCACCCUCUAUAUAUAUAUAUAUGCCACGCGCCGAAGUACAGCGUACAUAAUUACCACACAACAAUAAUCCCCAUUACACUGUACUUACCUAGCUCUGACCAAAAACCCACUGCCAUUUAUGGUUUCUAACUCCACCACCACCACCAAGCCCGCCGCCAACGGCGGCGAUGCGGCGGCGGGGGCCGCCGACGAGAGAUGCUCCGUGGAGGAGGUGGCGCUGGUGGUGCCGGAAACCGACGACCCGACUCUCCCCGUGAUGACAUUCCGUGCAUGGGUUUUGGGGCUCGUGUCAUGCACGAUUUUGAUUUUCCUCAACACUUUUUUCAUCUACAGAACGCAGCCGCUCUCCAUCUCCGCCAUUCUUAUGCAGAUAGCGGUGCUGCCGGUGGGGAGGUUCAUGGCGGCGACUCUUCCGACGAAGGAGUACGCUCUGUUCGGGCGGUGGAGGUUCAGCCUCAACCCGGGCCCGUUCAACAUAAAGGAGCACGUGAUUAUCACGGUGAUGGCUAACUGCGGGGUUUCGGUUGGCGGCGGCGACGCUUACUCCAUUGGUGCAAUUACUGUGAUGAAGGCGUACUAUAAGCAGAGCUUGAAUUUCCUCUGCGCCCUUUUAAUUGUCUUGACCACUCAGAUACUGGGAUAUGGAUGGGCUGGUAUGUUGCGAAAGUACUUGGUCGAUCCGGUUGAGAUGUGGUGGCCUUCGAAUCUCGCUCAAGUUUCCUUAUUUAGGGCACUGCAUGAAAAGGAAACAAAGGCACAAGGCAUAACAAGAAUGAAAUUCUUCCUAAUCUGCAUGACAGCAAGUUUCAUUUACUACCUAUUCCCCGGUUACCUUUUCCAGAUUCUCACCUUCUUCUCAUGGGUGUGUUGGGCCUGGCCCCACAGCAUCACCGCCCAGCAAAUCGGCUCCGGCUACCACGGCCUCGGCGUGGGCGCGUUCACACUCGACUGGGCGGGCAUCUCCGCCUACCACGGCAGCCCGUUGGUCACACCCUUCUACUCCAUUCUCAACGUCAUGGUCGGUUUCAUCAUGUUUAUUUACAUAAUCGUCCCUAUCUGCUACUGGAAGUUCAACACCUUCGACGCGCACAAAUUCCCCAUAUUCUCGAACCAGCUCUUCACUUCCGCAGGCCACAAAUACGACACCACUAAAAUCUUGACCCCACAGUAUGACCUCAACAUAUCUGCAUACGAAUCGUACAGCAAGCUUUACCUAAGCCCGCUCUUUGCACUUUCGAUUGGAUCGGGUUUCGCAAGAUUCACAGCCACGCUCACUCACGUGGCUCUGUUUCAUGGCGGUGAUAUAUGGAAGCAGAGUAAAGCGGCUGUGAAGAACGCGAAAUUGGACGUGCACGCGAGGCUGAUGAAGAGCUACAGCCAAGUGCCUCAGUGGUGGUACCUGGUUUUGCUCGGGGGCAGUAUCGUCUUUUCACUGAUGAUGUCGUUUGUGUGGAAGAAAGACGUGCAGCUACCCUGGUGGGGGAUGCUUUUCGCCUUUGCUUUGGCUUGGAUCGUCACUCUCCCUAUCGGAGUUAUUCAAGCUACAACCAAUCAGCAACCUGGAUACGACAUAAUUGCGCAGUUCAUUAUAGGGUAUAUACUUCCAGGAAAACCAAUUGCGAAUCUUCUUUUCAAGAUUUACGGGCGAAUAAGCACAAUCCACGCACUUUCUUUCCUAGCGGAUCUCAAACUCGGACACUACAUGAAAAUCCCACCGAAAUGCAUGUUCACAGCUCAGCUCGUAGGGACGUUUGUGUCUGGUACAGUCAACCUCGCAGUAGCAUGGUGGAUGCUCGGAAGUAUUGAGAACAUAUGCGAUGUGGAGGCAUUACAUCCUGAGAGUCCAUGGACUUGCCCUAAAUUCCGAGUUACAUUCGAUGCUUCUGUGAUAUGGGGUUUGAUUGGGCCCGAAAGGCUGUUCGGGCCCGGUGGGAUGUACCGGAACCUUGUAUGGCUGUUCCUAAUCGGAGCUUUCUUGCCGGUUCCUGUUUGGGUACUGAGCAAAAUCUACCCGGAGAAGAAGUGGAUUCCGUUGAUCAAUAUUCCUGUCAUCUCUUACGGAUUCGCCGGAAUGCCUCCGGCGACCCCCACGAACAUCGCCAGCUGGAUUAUUACAGGAACCGUGUUCAACUACUUUGUGUUUAAAUAUCGUAAAACGUGGUGGCAGAGGUACAAUUAUGUUCUGUCGGCCGCGUUGGAUGCUGGAACGGCUUUUAUGGGGGUCCUGUUGUUCUUUGCUCUGCAGAACGAGGGCGUAAACGUAAAAUGGUGGGGUUCGCAGCCUGAUCACUGCCCUUUGGCUUCUUGCCCUACUGCGCCUGGGAUUGUUGUACAAGGUUGUCCUGUUUUCAGUUGAAAACUGAGGUUUCGUGUUUUGUAACAUUCGUGUACUAGAAAAUGUAAUAGCCCGAUUACACUUUUCGAGUUAAAACCAAAAGCUUUGGCCUUUGGAUUGUUGUAAAUCCUUUGAUAACACGGUAAUGCUAAAGCGACUCGCAGUUCCAGAUUCUUGCU
Messenger RNA from Erythranthe guttata (spotted monkey flower), 2516 nucleotides. It is a transcript of the gene OPT3, whose product is annotated as oligopeptide transporter. Gene Ontology annotation, biological process: transmembrane transport. Gene Ontology annotation, molecular function: oligopeptide transmembrane transporter activity. The record is from RefSeq and is a predicted model, not a curated record. NCBI's taxonomy places the organism in Eukaryota, Viridiplantae, Streptophyta, Magnoliopsida, Lamiales, Phrymaceae.